UAGAAGGAAAAGGUGGGGUAAGAACACCAUCCCACGUGAGCAAGAACAGGUUUCUGAUAAACGGGACUUUCACCAGGGGUAUAAAAGGACGUAAAGAACCGGUCCUUUUGUGUAAACUUGACCUUGUGGCAGGCUGCGAUAUACCCAAGGCUGAAGAAGAGUCAUUUCAAGCGUAACAUGGCAGGUUACCUGUACGGCGUUUUGCUAUUAGUGGUUGGAGUGGCUAGUUAUGGGGGACCUCCAACAAGCUACUGUCCAACAAUGGAAGACAUGUACCCAUGUAAAUGUGAGGGUACUGCUAGAGUAGUCUGCAAUGAAGCCAAAAGUACGGAACAAAUUAUCAGAGCCUUCAAAAACUUUCCAACCAUUCCUUAUCCAAUGGGGAUUUUUCUCAUGGAAGGAACAACGGCAACGAAUUUACCAUCCGGAGUGUUCAAUGGCGUCCAGUUUCACCGCUUCGACCUGAAAAACAACAGAUUCCUCACCUCGAUUGGAGAAGAUGCGUUUGAAGGCAGUGAAGAUAUCGCUCAAGUCAUUUUCCUGAACAAUGGGGCUGUCUCUACACCAUCCGUCUUCAAGGCCAUUUCGAAACUAAAUGACCUUGCAGCAGUGUUUCUUGAUUACAACGAUAUUCCUUCCAUUCCUGACCACGCCUUUGGUGACCAGGAAUAUCUCAACGUCAUCAAACUUCAGGGAAACAGAAUAUCCUCUAUUGGACAAUAUGCUUUUGAAAAGCUGGACAGUGUCACAAUGAUUGAUCUUAGAGAUAAUCAACUAAACAAGCUAACUGAUUACUCGUUUGCGUUUCGAUCCAACAAUACAGAAAAACUAUUGACCGUUCUUCUGAUCAACAAUAGCAUUUCUGAAAUUUCACCCAAAGCUUUCAGUGGAGUUCGUCGUCCUGUAGAUUUUCUGUUUAAUAACAAUAAGCUGACAACCCUAGACCAAGAAACAUUCGAAUCGGUAGUCAAGUUCUUCACUAAGAUUGGAAAGGGACACAUCGUAAUGACAGGAAAUCCAAUCCAGUGUGAUUGUCGGUUGUUGUGGAUUGUUGAGAAUAGCAAGUACUGGAGCCGAAUCGGAGAUACAAAGUGUCAAGAUGGUCGCUACAUUCAGGAAUACAAAGUGGAAGAACUGGGAGAUUGUCAAAAACAGUCAUCCUUUCCUUAAGACAAAACUAAUAGCUGUUACAAAAUCAUAUUCAGUUCGUGUUUUCUUAUUAAAAUAAUUUUAGGUGAUCAGUAAUAAUUACAGGAUUUUUCACUCUGAUUUAAGCAAGUAUGUAUAUGUAGUUAGUGAUGAUAAAAUUAAAAUGUAGAAAUCAUUCCUUCCUUCUAGAAAAACAUCAACAAAAAGUUACGAAAGAUAAGACCAAGAAGUUUGGAUAAAAUUAAUAUACUCGUAAGAACCAAUCAGAUAUUUCCAAAAUUAAUUAAUAUGUAAUAUUGAUUCGUGUUUAUUGACAGCACGCGAGAAGCACAAUCAUUGACCAAUAAGUAAAUGCUUCAAAUUUCUUUUUCUUUGUUUUGGACUUCUCUCAAGAAAAUCAAUUUAAUAAAGUUGGUUUAAAUGAA
Molecule: messenger RNA, 1574 nt
Organism: Limulus polyphemus (Atlantic horseshoe crab)
Lineage: Eukaryota; Metazoa; Arthropoda; Merostomata; Xiphosura; Limulidae
Product: protein slit-like
Exons: 3
Coding region: 178-1170 (330 amino acids)
Molecular function (GO): protein binding
Source: RefSeq, a predicted model, not a curated record